GUUGGUUGGGCUGUGGUGGUGGAUGGGUGUAGAGCUCCAAAGGGAAUCCGUUCUCAUCCAUAUCUCGCUUUCUCUCUCUCUCUCUCUAUUUUUCUCUUUCUCUCUCUCUCAUGCAAGACAUACACAUGUCUUAUAAUUAGUCUUUCUGUUUAUGACACAAAGUUACCUGGUUUAAAUUAUAUGAAGGUUUUUCCUUGAAUUUUUCUUGGUGUUUGUCUGCAACUCCACUCACCAGCAAGUGGCUCUUGCAGACAUAAAUUUAAUCAAGAGAAAGGGUUUGAUGGUAGAGAGAAGAUAAAUCAUGAGGAAGAAUAGCUAGAGGAGAAAGGAAUUGAUGGGAUUUGUGUGAAGCUGAAUUCAUCUGUUCAUAUUCUUUUUUACAUAUAAUUAUUUUCUGAAUUAGGGUUUGCAGUCAGAUCUAAAUCCUGUCACGUACAGAUAUGAAAGUUUAGAUCUGUUGCUCAAUUAAUCUUUCAUGAAACUGUCUACAAAUAAUUGGUGUCAUCCUAUCCUAUAAAUACAAAAGUAUAGCAAGUCCUGUAAUUUAUAGUAAAGGGUGUUUUAAUCAUCAAUAAAGGUUUGAUGGUGGAUGAGAAUAUGUCAAAUUUGACUUGUGCUUCUGGUGAUUUAAGUGCUUCUAACUCAAGCAUCAGAAAUGAGUCAUCAUCUGCUGGCACAGUCUACCCUCAGCAUUCCUCAUCCUCAACACAAAUUCAGCAGCAACAAGCACCGCCACCGCCAAAGAAGAAGAGAAAUCUCCCAGGCAACCCAGACCCGGAUGCUGAAGUAAUAGCCUUGUCUCCAAAAUCACUGAUGGCAACGAAUAGAUUCGUGUGUGAGAUCUGCAACAAAGGGUUUCAAAGAGAGCAAAACCUUCAGCUUCACAGAAGAGGGCACAAUCUGCCAUGGAAGCUAAAGCAAAGGACGGGGAAGGAGGUGAGGAAGAAAGUGUAUCUGUGCCCGGAACCGACAUGCGUCCACCAUGACCCGUCGAGGGCUCUUGGGGACUUGACAGGGAUCAAGAAGCACUUCUCUAGAAAGCACGGUGAGAAGAAGUGGAAGUGUGAGAAAUGCUCAAAGCGUUAUGCGGUUCAGUCAGAUUGGAAAGCGCACUCCAAAGUCUGUGGCACAAGGGAGUAUCGAUGUGAUUGUGGAACCCUUUUCUCUAGGAGGGACAGUUUUAUCACACACAGAGCCUUUUGCGAUGCUUUAGCACAAGAGAACAAUACAAGCACUGCAGCUGCCAGAUCAGCAAUGCCAGCCUCAAUCAACCCUCUUCUCUCCUCACUCCCCCAAAUCCAUAGCCAUGGCCUCCAAGCUCUAUCAGCUGUCAAGAGAGAACAAGAUCAGCAUCAGCACCAGCAGCACCAGCACCCGCAGCACCUUCCACCGUGGCUUUCUUGCUUGCCGGAAGGUGGCGAAGCCGCCAGCCUCCCUACUAUGAACCUCUCUGCCUCGCCAUUAUUCUCCACCUCUUCAUUCCAGCAAUAUUAUUCUUUUGGCCAAAACCCUAACCCUAGCAGCUCUUCAACUACCCUACUCCCCGAUAACUUCCAAGUUCAACAAACCCCCGCUCCCCCUCACAUGUCAGCCACCGCCUUGCUUCAGAAGGCAUCAGAAAUGGGAGCCACCAUCAGCAAACCCUCCCCUUCCCCAUAUUUUCUCAAACCACCCACCCACCAAUCCCUCCAAGCUCACAUGUCCAACGAAACUUCGCGUGACCAAGCAAUUCUAUUGGAUGAUGGGUUUGGAAACAAUGAGAAUAAAUCUUCACUCCUGCAUGAUAUGAUGAUGAUGAGUGGCUCUCAGGGUUUUCAUCAUGAUCGUCAUCAAGUCUCAUCGUCAUCGUUCGGAGAUCACCCUCAGCAGCAGCAGGCUUUCAAUGGAAUUAUGGUCGACGGUAAUUUCGUCGAGAUUAAUAAUAAUAAUCCUCCACAGAAUUAUAAUAAACCAAGAAGUACUGACAACAACAACGAGGGUUUGACAAGAGAUUUCCUGGGACUUAGAGCGCCAUUUUCAUCAGCAGCAUCACAUGGCGGCCAUGGAGAUUUUUUCAGUAUUAAUAUGGCAGGGCUGGAUCAUCACCAUGUGAGUACUUCUUCUUCUCCAGCUACUUAUAACAACAAUUGCCCGCAGAAUGAUCAGAACCAAACAUCGUGGCAAGGUUAGUUUGGUCAUUUUAAGCAUGCAGUCAUUACUCUUCCUUCUCUGUAGAGAGAGAGAAAGAGCCCAGUUACAAACUUACCCUGUCUGAGGAAUUCUUGAAUCUUCUGGUAAUAGGCUGUUUGAAUGGUGCUCCAAGCUUGCACUAUUCGUUCUUUUUUUCCUUGCUUAAUUAUUUUAAACAUUUGGUUCUUUUUAUAAUAAUUUUCUGCUUACUCUGCAA
This is a messenger RNA of Pyrus x bretschneideri (Chinese white pear), 2386 nucleotides long. RefSeq names its product protein indeterminate-domain 7-like. The coding region runs from base 583 to 2169 and encodes 528 amino acids. Gene Ontology annotation, molecular function: DNA-binding transcription factor activity. Gene Ontology annotation, cellular component: nucleus. The record is from RefSeq and is a predicted model, not a curated record. The transcript is spliced from 4 exons. NCBI's taxonomy places the organism in Eukaryota, Viridiplantae, Streptophyta, Magnoliopsida, Rosales, Rosaceae.